AUGGAUCCAUCACUACAAAUUUCAUUAACGAAAGGCAGUAAAGAAGUUGACAUUUUAGAUUUUGGAAUAAAAGCAAGUGGCAAGCUACAACUCCUGGAUGAGAUGCUUUCCAGCAUAAAAGAGAAAGGAUUAAGAGUGCUGAUCCUUUUUCAGUCUAUUGGAGGUUCUGGAAAGGAUAAUAUUGGUGAUAUUUUGGAUGACUUCGUACGUCAAAGAUUUGGUAAGGGUUCCUAUGAACGUGUUGAUGGACAUGUACUCCGUUCAAGGAAGCAAACUGCUUUGAACAACUUCAAUAAUCAUCAAGAAGGGACGUUUGUGUUCUUAUUAGAAACCCGUGCUUGUAGUCCAAGCAUCAAACUUUCAUCUGUGGAUACUGUUAUCAUAUUUGCUAGUGAUUGGAACCCAAUGACUGAUAUAAGGAAUCUGCAAAAAAUAACACUACAUUCACAGUUUGACCGGAUAAAUAUAUUCCGUCUAUACUCUUCCUGUACUGUGGAAGAAAAAGUUCUAAUCAUUGCAAAGCAAGAUAAGACACUCGAUAGUAAUUUACAGAGCAUAAGCCGGGGUGCUAGUCACAUGCUGCUGAUGUGGGGGGCUUCAUAUCUCUUUGACAAAUUGGCAGAGUUUCAUUGUGGCAAUAACCCUACCUCGAGUGGAAAUACAUUGUUUGAGCAAUCACAUUUGAAAGAUGUUAUCCAGGAGUUCUUAACCAUAAUAAUUCAGAAGGGAAAAGACAAUACUCCAAGUAACUCUAUAAUUUUGAAGGUUAAACAAAAUCAAGGAAGUUACACUACUAAUUUUCCAUUGCAUGGUGAGCAAAACAUUCAAUUGUUGGAUGAAGAGCUGCCUCAUAUGUUUUGGAAAAAACUGCUUGAGGGAAAACAGCCACAGUGGAAAUAUAGUUCUGGUUCCUCUCAGAGGAACAGAAAAAGGGUUAAAUAUAUUGAUGACAUACAGAAGAAAUCUGAAGUUGAGGGUGAUGACGUUGUGAAGAAGCGCAAUAAAGUGGCCAACAAUAGCGCUGAUUCACCUUCUCUAAAAGCUGCUCCAAUAGGAACUUCUGGAGCUCCAGUGCGUAAUAUGUCUCGAUUCAUGCCAAGUUCAACUGGCUGUCUUAACACAACUGAUGCCAAUCAUGUUUCCAACAUCACACAUUUGAAUAGUAAUUUAUCAGAAGUACUGAGAGCUAAUAUAGUUGAGUAUAAUGAAAGAAUGAAUUUGCAUGAUUCCGAGAAGAGUCUUCAUCUCGUUUUGAAGCCAGAGAUAGCUAAACUUUGUGAAAUUUUACAACUCCCACAUUCUGAUAGUGAUGGUCUGCUAUCUUUGCCCUGUCUCAUCAAGUGUCCCCUUCGGGUUUUGAGAGGCAAAUCUCAUGGGCCACAGAGGACUUUCAACGUGGCUGCCUCUCCAAAAGCUGCAGAUUUUUCAAAUGAAGAUCUCAGUAAAAAUCAGUCAAAUGGAAGAUCUUCAUUGUCAACACCAUCUAAAACGCAAAAGGUGAGAAUAGAGGUUGAAAACCUGAGACCUAGUCAGGAAUUCUCUGUUGAUCAGGUGCUUUCCCAUCUAGGAUUGGCACAAAAUGAUUACUCAAAAAGCAUCAAAGACAUUGAAAAGAAAUGUGACAAACAGAGGAGGAAGCUAUUGCAGAGGCAACAUGAAGAAAGGGAAGAGUUCGAAAAGAAGUAUGAGGAAGAGAAGGCAGAGCUUGAACUUAUGCAUAUAACAGAGGCAGCUGUUAUUCGUCUACACAGUAAUAUUUCGGUCAGAACAGAUAAACUUAAGAUACUGGAUAGUGAAUAUGCAAAAGCGUUUGUAGAACUUAAACGGCAGAUGGAUAUACGCCUUAAUAACCUUUUGGAAUCGCAACUGGCUACCAGUAACAAACUGCAAGAGAGGAAGGCUCAAUGGAUUGAAGGAGUGAAGUCCUGGGCACAUGCUGAAUUAAUAGAUAAACAACCUGCAAAUGAAUUUGGAUAUAAUCAAGAAAAUGCUGUCACUUUGAAUUCUUGUUCCAAAGAACAGAUUCCUGAACGAGCCCAAAGCAUGCUAGAUGGAGAUGUUCCACUGGAAGUUCGUGAAACUGUGAGUUCAAAUGAGGAUGUACCUCUUGGAGUAAUGGUUGCAUCCGAACCGAUGUCUGAUGGGGCUACAUCAAGCAUGCUUCACAGAGAGCUUCCGUUGGAAGCACCUCAGACUGCAAGUGGGAGGCAUGUUUCAGAGGAUGUUUUGUCUGUGAAUUCAUCUCCAUGUGAAGAACAAACUUCUGCCAGAUCAACUUCAGGCAUGGAUGUCAGAGAAGUUUUGUUGGAAGUGCCUGAAACUGCUCCUCUGGAAGCUGAGGAAGAUGUUAACCGAAUUGUGGAGAAAGAUGGGGUAUCUGGUAUGGUAUCUGAUAAUGCCAUUGAAGUUGAUCAGCGGAAUGGAGUGGUGUGUAUUCCUAAUCAAGAGUCUCACUAUGAUGACAUAACAGCAGUCAACCAGGAAAAUGGAGAGGUUCUAUUAGGAGUGGCUGGAAACAGUGGUGUCUACCAGCAGGAUGAGGAGGAUCCAUCAGUAGUUCGUGAAACUUCUUGUGAAGUAGUAGGGAGUGGUAGUACUGGCAGAGACAACAGUGGAGUUCGUGUUCCUGCCUUGCAUUAUGAUACUGGAGUUAAUCAGCAGUCUGGAGUGCUUCCAUCAGGAGGUUUUGAAACUGCUACUGGUGCAGAAUUGGGGGCUGGCCACACUCGGCAAGAGAUCGACAGAACACACACUGAAGCCUCAGAUAAUAGCCAACCAACUGAAUCCUCUAGAUUACGAGAUAGUAUUGCACAAGUUUGUGAUAACCAGAUUGCUUUUCAACAAGUUGAUGCCUUGGCUACCGAACCUGUUGUUGUAGGUUCCGAUCAAUCUCCAAGUGAUGCACCUGUCACAGAGCAUACACUGCAAUUGUUACCAUCACCCAACUCCUCUGCUGGUUCACAUCUUACAACUUCUUUUGCUCAAGAUGUGCUUGCUGAUCUGAAUUUUGAUGAAUCAGGGACACUUGUCUCGAACUUGAGGACUGCACCUGUUACUUCUACAAAUAGUAAUCGUCUUAUUACUGCACCUGCUGUUCAUAUGCCUGUUUCUAUGUCUCAAGAUCCACUAGAAAAUGAAUUGGAUAGAAUACGCAAAGAAACAGCCCAAAUCAUCAAGAUCCAUGAAGAUACAAAGCUUCAGCUGAAAUCUGAUUGCGAGAAGGAGAUACAAGAGGUUGUUGCUCAAAUUCGUAGCAAGCAUGAUGUUAAACUUAAGGAGAUAGAAUCUGAAUUCCUCUGUAAGAAGAAAGAGAUGGAUGACAUUAAAAACAAAGUUCUCAUGAACAAGAUAUUGGCCGAGGCAUUCAGAGCCAAGUGCAUGGAUAGUAAGGCAUCUAGCACCCCUUUCAGGCAGCAAGAGAUGACCUCCAGUAUCGUGCAACAAUUGCUUCAGCUGUCACAACCCACUGCACAGAGGCCUAUUAUUACUGACCCGUAUUCAACUGGUCUACUUUCAGCUGGUCUGCAACCAACUCCCACAUGUACCCCUCCUGCCCCACCACGACAGGUUGUUCAUAGCUCAGAACUUUUCUCAGGCACACCAACCAGACCACCACAUAUCAGCUCAACUCUCACAUCUACCUCUCCCGCCCCACCACGACAGGUUGUUCAUAGCUCAGCACUUUUCUCAGGCACACCAACCAGACCACCGCAUAUCAGCUCCAUCUCUCCCACCACCAGCAAUCUCCGAGUCAGUAGUGAGAUUCGAGCUCCUGCCCCACACCUGCAACGUUUCAGACCUUCAUUAUCUAUAUCUACUACCGGUCUUCCAUCCUUUCCACGUGGGAUGCAAAGUCAACAAGUAUCUACAACUUCUCCCACACUUUCUGAGAUUCCUUCACGAGCUCCAGCAACUGCGCAUCAAUCUGGUCCUCGGACUAUGACAAAUGGUCGGGAAAGCAUGGGAAUCUCACCUUCUAGAACAUCUCUCCAGGGACUUGAAUCAUUGAUGAAUGUAGAUAAUCAAACAAAUACAAAUCCACCUCAGGCCUUCAGUUUUCCCCCACUAACAGAUUUGAGUUCUAACCCCAACCCAUUGCCUCAACCGGAGCUUAGUUUGCCGACAGACCCAGCAAGUGAGGUUGUUUGUUUGUCAGAUGAUGAGUGA
This is a messenger RNA of Dovyalis caffra, 4167 nucleotides long. The record is from the annotation of a GenBank genome assembly. Lineage: Eukaryota; Viridiplantae; Streptophyta; Magnoliopsida; Malpighiales; Salicaceae.